This is a messenger RNA of Podarcis raffonei (Aeolian wall lizard), 3946 nucleotides long. It is a transcript of the gene STK17B, whose product is annotated as serine/threonine kinase 17b. Gene Ontology annotation, cellular component: nucleus. Gene Ontology annotation, biological process: protein phosphorylation; intracellular signal transduction; positive regulation of apoptotic process. The transcript has 8 exons. The record is from RefSeq and is a predicted model, not a curated record. Gene Ontology annotation, molecular function: protein serine/threonine kinase activity; ATP binding. Bases 325 to 1446 code for a protein of 373 amino acids. NCBI's taxonomy places the organism in Eukaryota, Metazoa, Chordata, Lepidosauria, Squamata, Lacertidae.
CAACUGUGCGGCGAGCGAGCGCGAGUGCGGGGCCGGGCACGAGCGCGCUGGGGGGGCCGCUGGCACCGAGCGGCGGCGGCAAGAAAAGAGCCGCGUCAGGGGAGGCUGGUCUGUCCCUUGAGGUGCUGCUGUCCUGCGUUGGAAACAGGGACGAAGCGGGCGUGUGUGUGUGUUUGAGGGGGGAGGAAAUAAAAAGGAGCGUGAGACGGCGGCGGGCGAGACAGGCAGAGAAGGCGAACCGUCUGGGCUCGGGAAACGAAGCCCUGAGGAAGGAAAAAGGGUGGAAAUCAGUAACGAGUGUUGGAGAAACCUCAUGCAUUAACUAUGUCCAGGAGGAAGUCGGAGAGCAAAAGUCCUCCAGGCUUGUUGUCUACAUCUCUUCAGACACAAAUAAAAAUGGAUAAUUUUUACAGUUUCUAUGAAGUUGAAUCCAAAGAGUUGGGAAGAGGAAAAUUUGCUGUGGUGAGAAAAUGUAUUGCAAAAUCUACAGGCCAGGAAUAUGCAGCUAAGUUUCUGAAGAAGAGAAGAAGAGGCCAAGACUGCAAAGCAGAGAUCCUACAUGAAAUUGCUGUUCUAGAAUUAACAAAGCUGAGUCCCCGUGUGGUAAAUCUCCAUGAAGUCUAUGAAACAACAAAUGAAAUCAUUCUGGUAUUGGAAUAUGCUGCUGGAGGAGAAAUCUUUAAUUUAUGUCUCCCUGACCUAGAAGAAGCAAUAGAUGAAACAGAUAUUGUUAGACUUAUACGACAAAUACUUGAGGGCAUUUGUCAUCUGCAUCAGAACAACAUUGUCCAUCUUGAUUUAAAGCCCCAGAAUAUUUUAUUGAGUAGUGUAUGUCCCCUUGGCGAUAUAAAAAUUGUUGAUUUUGGCAUGUCUCGGAAGAUUGGCAAUUGCAUUGAACUACGAGAAAUUGUUGGGACUCCCGAGUAUCAAGCACCAGAAGUCUUAAAUUAUGAACCUAUUACUCCAGCAACAGAUAUAUGGAGUUUGGGUGUGAUCUCUUAUAUGCUGCUUACACACGAAUCUCCUUUUGUGGGAGCCGACAAACAAGAAACGUACCUCAAUAUUUCUCAAGUAAAUGUGGAUUAUUCAGAAGAAACAUUUGCUUCAAUUUCACCAUUGGCCAGAGACUUCAUUCAAAUGCUACUUGUUAAAAAUCCUGAAGAGCGACCAACAGCAGAGGCCUGUCUGUCUCACUCCUGGCUUCAGCAAAGAGAUUUCUUCUUGUUGUACAGCCCUGAAGAAAGCCCCAGUUCUUCUCCAACACAUGAUCAUAUGAAUAAGUGCACAGAAGAAAGAAAUACUAAUAAGUGCAUGUGUAAUGGAAUGUGCAGUGAGCGAGAGGAUAAAGAGAAUAUUCCAGAAGACAGCAGUACAGUCUCCAAACGAUUUCGCUUUGAUGAUUCUCUCCAGUACCCCCAAGAAUUCACAACAGACUUUGUAUGCUAACAGAUGCACUCCUGAAUGCUAUUUUGAACUGAAUUUAGGAUUCUGAUCUACUCCUGUGGCACAUGCUUUCAGAUUAUGGCUUGUCCACUGUUGCAUUUUGGUUAUCCAAGAAAUGCACUUUCAGUUGAUGUUGUGUUGGCCCUUCUUUGUGCUACCAUUGCUGGCAAUGGGUUUGACUCCUGGGAAACUGGAGUCCUGGCACCUGAAGUGGAUUGUCUUUGGAGGCAGACAAGCAACUGAGUAUUUUUUUUUGCACUUUUACAUUUGAAGUCCAAAUAAUGGAUUUUGGUGUGUUGAUAAAUAAAAUAGGCAAACUGGGAAGAGGAUUUUUUUAAUGUUAGCCAACAGUUAGCCUUGUUAAACACACCAUAACCAUGUUCUAAGCCAAAGAGUGAUGUAAAAAUACAUAUGCAGUUGCAUUGUUAAUAAAGCUACAUGAAGUUGACAAAGCAGAGAAAUGGGCCCUUUUGUUCAAGUCCAGCAGAGCAGCCUCAUGCUGUCAUCUUUUUGUUGAACAGAUUCAAAUCAGUGACUUAUUAGUAUAUAGCUGUACUACAAUGAAUCCUUUGAGCCUGUGUUUCUCACUUGGAAUGUUGACUGGAGUUCAAGUGGCUUCCUGACUGGCAGCCCGGAGGCUCUUGCAUGUUUGCUCAGAAGUGAGCCUCACUGGGAUUCAGUGUAGAGAGGUUUGCAGCCUUAGACCAUUUUCAUGUGAGGCACUUAAAUAACCAUUUGCAUUCCACAAUUCUGUUAUGCAAAUAUAAUACACAAAUGUUUUAAAAUACUGAUUUAAUUUAAAAACCUUUUUGUGUAUACAAAUAACAUGGAAAGGGGUCAAAGAUGCAUUUGUGUCAUGUGAAAAUACCUUUAGCUGGUAUUUUUUUCAGGGGCUACGCAAGGGUACGCAGUACCGGCACCUCUUAUUUGUUGUUAAUAACUUCAUGAUGAGUACCGGCACCUAUUUUUCUAGAAAAAAAAGCACUGCCUUUACCUAUCUACUCACAAACUUGUGUCAAUGUGGUAUACCUUUCUGGCAGGAAAAUCUGCAAUUCUAUAUACUACUUAAGGGCACACUCAGUUUUGUGAGGUAUUAAGUCUGAAGGCCAACAAGACUAAAUUUUAUUGAAUGAGAACUUCCACAAAAGUGUGCAAUGUUAGGUUUCGUCAUAAUUUAUCUUUUAUAGAUGAAGUUGACUUCAUCAAAUUAUUCUCCUAAAUUACAACUCUCUUCUACCUUCCCAUUCAUCAAUUGAAUCCAUUGAUGGUAUCCCAGGAAAUAUAUGAUACCACUAAUAUGUGUGUAAUGCUGUAAUCUAUGCCUCUUUACUCAGAAGUAAGCCCCACUAUGUUCAAUGGUGCUUACUCUCAGGUAAGAGUACACAGGAAUGAAGCCUAAAGCCAUGUGUUGAAUUUCACAAGCAGUGACAUGAGGUUGGCACUGCAAGUAGUUUGACUGAGGUAUACUUUAUAAUCAAUGUGCAGAUUCAAGCCCACAUUCAGAAACUCGGUACAGAAUUUCAGUAUUUGAAAGCCAUAUUUUCUUAAGACUAUCAGCUAAAAAUCCCUAUGGGAAGGGUGGGAUACAAAAUUCAAUUGCCUGAUAUGCGUUUUUAAAGUGUUGACUUUAUUUUAAAAUAGAUUUUAUUGGAAUUUAGAAAAAGGUAUACAGAAACUCAGAUCUUUUUUGUCAAAAGUAAAAUAUAGAUAAAAGCACAAAAAAACAGAAAUGAAAGGAAAAUAGAUAAAAGUGGAGAUAAAAAUAAUGAUGGGAGAAAAAAGAAAAUAAAUAACUUCCAAUUCCUCAUCUAUCGGCAAUUUGUAAACAUUAUUCAACUCAUCCACUCCAGUAUUACGCCUAACAAAGCCACUUUCUAUAAACCAACAUUAUCUUCAGUCUUCAAACCCAAAUGCCAUUAGUUCAUUUUCACGCAAAAAGGCGAUAAGGGGUUUCCAAUGUUUAGUAAAUGUUAAGUGUCUUUUCUCUGAACAUGUCAAUUCCGCCAUCUUGGCUACCGCCAAUAGUUUUAACAACCAUUCUAUUGUUGGUAAAUAUGAGUCUUUCCAUCUUUGUGCAUAUAAAAGUCUUGCUGCUAUAGUCAUGUAUUGGAAGUUCCACAAUCCGUUUCUCAUUGUUUGUCCAAGCAGAAAGAGUUCUGGUUUCAGAUGGAAGUUAACAUUCAAGAUCUCUGUACUGUAUGAAUUUGUGUCCAAUAUUUUUUAGCGUUUUGACGUGUCCACCAAGCAAGAUAGAAUGUCCUUUUACACCUCCAGCAAGUAUUUGGAAUAUUUUUAUACAUCCUAAAUAACGUCUCAGGGGUUAAAUACCAUGGUACAUCAUUUUAUAAAAAUCUUAACACAAUGUGUAUUUUAACCCUUUAAUCCACGUAUGUUCCCAUUGUUCCAUCUGUAUAUUAUGCCCAGUCUUUUGCCCAUUUAAUCAUACAUUUUACCAUGUCAGAUGGGCAGGGUACAAAUAAUAAAAUUAUUAUUAUUACUACUA